Molecule: messenger RNA, 786 nt
Organism: Xenopus laevis (African clawed frog)
Lineage: Eukaryota; Metazoa; Chordata; Amphibia; Anura; Pipidae
Exons: 2
Coding region: 1-786 (261 amino acids)
Source: RefSeq, a predicted model, not a curated record
AUGGAUGCCAUGGACUGUUGGGAUGAUCUUGGGAUGAUCUUGGGAACCAGAACAAAGAACAUAGAAGAAGUUCCAGACUAUGUGAACGUGAGCACAAAUUGGCUGUGGAAACAAAAGAGAAAGCUCACUUGCCUCUUCUGCUCCAAAAGAAACACCUGGAUAAGCUCCAGGGAAGUGUUCCUGGGAGAUAUUGCCUAUGGUUCAAUCCUGACUGAGAAAGAGAGGAAAGUGGCAGAGGAAGCAAAUCAAAGAACCCUGAGGAUUCUAUUCGAUGCUCUGGAAAAAAAAGACAGUGUCCUAGUGGAGAAAUGUGGGGAUGCUAAUGGCCUUUUGAGGCAGAAGAAUUGUCCGAUGAUCCCCAUGUGCUUGGUGCAAGAUCUGAUCACUAAACUACAGAAUGUUGAAUUUAGGAAAAGAGAGUAUAUGGUUCAUGAGAGCUAUGAUCUCACAGAUUCAGAUAAAAUCAUUAUUUAUCUGAGCCCCCACUUUUGGCUACAAAAGGAGACAUUAGACAUUGGGUCCCGCCCUGGAACUCUCAUUUUGGCAGCUGCACAAAUUCUUGGGUAUAAGUACUAUGCAGAGACACCCACAGAUGAGGGACAUGUUCAACAACAUCCACCCACGGUCCCACUUUCAGCUUAUAGUAUCUGCUCGGCGUUUGAAUCCUGGAUGAGACACAGAGGAUUAUACUCUGGAUCCUAUUCCUGCUGUGGGGAGGAGUCAAGGGAUUCAGUGUGUGCAAUUUCUGAUCUGAGCAUCUGGUUGAAUGAUAUAGCCCAACUAUAA